Ostrea edulis (European flat oyster) is the source of this 1809-nucleotide messenger RNA. RefSeq lists its product as uncharacterized. NCBI's taxonomy places the organism in Eukaryota, Metazoa, Mollusca, Bivalvia, Ostreida, Ostreidae. The coding region runs from base 305 to 1555 and encodes 416 amino acids. The record is from RefSeq and is a predicted model, not a curated record. The transcript is spliced from 11 exons.
UGUGUUUUUUACUAUGUUUCUUGUGUUUCUUAGGCUUGUCAUGUGCAGGCGACUCCAUCUUUGUUUACACCGGAGGUGGAAAGCGAUAAAUUUAUCUCUCGUGUCCCCACUUUUUUUUUUUUUUUUUUAAAGGUUUCAAAUACGAUACUGGGGCAGCCAGGCCAAUGCAUAUGAUAGAAUUUGACAUGUGGACAUUUUUUAUGACUGAUCAAAUUCAUAAGCAAAAUAUUUGCUACAGUGCUUAAAUUUGAAUAAAAAAAAUAUAUCUUUAUCGAUUAUUUUUAUUUUUAGCGGCAUUUUCAAAAUGUCGGCAGAAAUGGAUGAGUUGGAAAAAUCGACAGAGGAGAUUCACGAGUUAAUAAAUACAGUUGAAAAUCACAGAUAUUUUGAAGAUGCUGAAAGGAUUGAUGGAAAAGAAUUGACUGCAAAGUCAGCUCAACUCAAAGAGCUAAAGAUGCAUAUCAAAGAGGCAUUCUCAGUGCAGACAGUGUCCAAGGAAAUGUUCCUGAAGUAUCUUGGUCAAAACAUGAGUAGUUGGCCAACUCAAAAUCACCAAGUGGAUAAGCAGGUGUUGGAGAUUUCCAAUCAGAUAAAAUCCUGUAAAACAUCCAUUGACCAAGAGAAGGCUGUUGCUGAGGAACUGGUGGCUUGUGCAGAAGAGAGUUAUGCAAAAUUGAAGACAAGCCUAUCAGAAUUAAAGGAAGUAUUGAAAAGACAUCAAAAGCAGAAAGAGAUACAGGACUUGAGGACAGUUGAAGUGGAAGUCCCAGAGAAUAUCAAGGAAGCCAUACAAGAACUGAAAGAAGCAAGAAAACAAGUAGAGUCAGAAACUGCGUUACGUCGGACGUCACUAGCGGAGGCUAAAGCUUGUCACGACAAACUACAGCAAGACGUACUAGCCCUCAAGGAAAAGAUCGGCAAACAGGAAGAGGAUAGAGGAAAAUCUCACACCAUUACAUUAAAGAGGACUGCAGUCCUAAAGGAAAAAAUCAAACAGAAUACAGAAGUGCUGGAAUAUGUGAAAAGUUUGUCGGGUCUCCGAGUGCUUCCUACAGAGUAUCCAGAUACCAUUCGACUGGAAUUUAGUCAAAGACAAGAUGGAGAUCUUAGUCUUCAUCUCACAAUGCAUCUAGCAGCAGAUCACUGUGGUAGAGUGUAUCUAAAGGGGGCUGAGGUGGAUAACCAGUCACUGUCCUCGGAGGAUCUGAUUGAACCUGCAGUGGAGUGGAAUGAUCCGGUUUUACUGGUUCAGUCCCUGCGGGAGCGAUGGAUUGCCUACUAUCCCAUUGUGUCAGAAAUCAAAAAGCUUUCACAGAGGCAUGCUGUAGACUGGAUCCAGAAGGAAGGUGUAGUGAGGAUCCUUUUAGGGAAAAGGGGAACGGUCAUCUGCACCCUUUCAGUGCCCCAGUCCUACCCCUGGGAGGGGAGCGUAUCUCUCAUCAGUGUGACUGGUGGACACGGGGAAGAUAAUGCCAUGGAAGUGGAUGAAUCAGAAAAGAAAAAAUCACUGCAGCAAUGGGUGGAUUAUUUGGAGAAAAAAUACGAAAACUCCUGAUACCAAAGAAAGGGGUCAAAGUAGUAUUGCUUGUAUAUGUGAUGGAAAUAUCUUCGGAAGCCACUGGGGAGAAUUUUACUUUGUAAAUAUCAACAGUGAAUAAGAUUUGAAUGUGAAAGACUGCACAUCAAAACGAAAAUGGAGAAGCUGUUUUCUCAUAUGUAAAUUGUUCUCAUGUAAAACACCUUGUACUGAAAUAAAAAAAACAUUAAUCCUAGUUAUUCUCAUAUUAAAAAAUAAAUAAGAUUUUUUUU